AUGAUAAGAAUAGACCCAGCAGGCCCGCAUGGGUUUGAAUAUGCCGAGUUUAUAGAACGUAAUUCUCCAACCACUGCUACUACGACCAGUUCUGAUGAAGAAGAAACAUUUGAGUUUGAUGAAGAUGGAAAAUCUGAUAAUACUCGUGAACUAGAUUCCUGUAAAUCGCUUACAAAAGAAGAACAGGCAGUUGUGGCCUCGUGCACCGAUCCCGAGUUAAAAGAGCUGAUCUUUCUCAACCGUAAGAAAAAUAUGCAAUUACUGGAAACAUUCCAAAUGUUUAGCAAUAUGCUGAAGGAAUGUCAACGGGCUCUAGCUGAAGAAGUAGAAAUUGAUAAAGGAACUAGAAGGAUGAAGGCAAUAGAAAAGCCGAAGCUGUGGCGUUUAGGGUUUCCCUAUUUCAAAACCGCAGACGAUUAUCCUUGUCCUAGAAAUGCCGAUAUGCAAAAGAAAGAGGCCAGAGGAGAAUUAUACUUUUACGGAUUAAGGCCUUCGCCUAGAUGGUCAAAUGAUGAUACCAUUAGAUUACUAGAAGGCGUGUCAUUUUGGUAUAAAAAUUUGAAAAAAAACGAGCUGGAAACGCAAAUAAAAAAAUUGGAAGAGAAAAAGAAAAAAAGUGGACAAGACAAAGUCAAAUUGCGAGAACUCGAAGAAAAAUUUGCAGCUGUAGAGGCCAGUAAUAGGAAUCUAUAUCCUGAGCUAGGGGAUGAAAAGUGUUUGGAUUGGUCACGGAUAGCUAUGCAUUUUUUAGAUGACAAAUAUCAAGCAGAAGAUUGUUUAAAUAUGUGGAAAAAUUACCUACACCCUAAAAUUAAUAAAAACUACUGGACCCCUGAGGAAAAUGAAAAAUUAAAAUCUUUAGUUCCUGCCAAUAAUUAUCAGAAUUGGGACUUGAUUGCUGAAAAAUUAGGUGGUAAUCGCAGAGGUUUUAUAACAUGUCUCCAUUUUUACUCGGAAAUCAAAUCACACCGAAUCCAAGGGGCUUUCAGUGCAGAAGAAGAUAAAUUAUUAUUGGACCUGGUAGAUAAAUACAAACAAGGCAACUAUAUCCAUUGGGAAAAAAUAGUGCAUUUUUUCCCAAAAAGACACCGAACGCAAAUCUAUUACCGCUACACCUAUUUCCUUAAAGAAAAUUACAGGAGAAAAGAUAAAUUUACCGAAGCGGAAGACAUUCUGCUUCUGGUUUUGGUAGACAGAUGGGGUAAAAAAUUUACAAAAAUUACCGAUUAUUUUCCUCAAAGAUCAGCAAACCAACUUAAAGCGAGAUAUAAUACUCAACUAUAUGACGCCACGAAAAGAGGUGCCUUUACCUUGGAAGAAGACAAAAAAAUAUUAUCCCUAGUCAAAAAAAAUGGUAAUAGUUGGGCUUACAUGGAAAAACUUUUUCAAAGAAAUUCCGCUACAAUAAGACAAAGAUACUUAACAUUAAGGGCUUUUAUGAAUAUGAAUCCUGGCAAAGGUUUAGAAGAAGCACCUAGAAGAGUAUUCCGACAAGAUUCCAAUUCCGCUCAACAUUCUAUUCUAAGAUUGAUAGCGAACAAGUUUAAAAUCUACAAAAAAAUUCCUACAAUUGAGGAAAUUGAAAAAUUGUUGGGAAACAAAACUAUGCAAGAUACUCAAGAGGAAAUUAAGGAAGAGGAUUCGGCUCCUUCAACUUCACAAAUAUGUAAGCCUCAAGUAUAUACUCAAAUGAUUAAGGACGAAAUUGGCUUUUCUACAACGAGUUUUCCAAGCUUAACAACCGACGCUCUUUUAAGGGAUUAUUUCAAAAGUUCUAAAAAAAUUGAGUUGACUGAUAACCUCAUGGAAUCAGCUACAAAAACUGUUCAGACAAUUUUAGACACAUUACAAGCAGAACUAUACAUUCCCAUAACAUUUAAGACUGAUUCCAGACUUGAUUCUAUUGAUGUAAAAAUUUUAACCGAAAUCACAAAAAAAUUGACAACAGUCGAUGACCACUAUGUAAUAAAGAGAAGCGGCCAACGUGUCUCACACUUAAUUCCUCCUAAUCCAAAUACUCUGACCGCAUUACAACAAAUGCUCCUGAAAAGCCAAGUUCGGCAUAUGAACUGUGAUGAAUGGCCGGAUAAUGAUGAUCAAGUCAAGUGGUGUAUACUCAAAUACCUGUCUAACCAAGGUGCCGAAGUACAACAACAGCUGAAAUUUGAAAGAAAUUUGUUUACCGAAAGAUUUAUAUCUCUGUAUAAAAUUCCGGCUAUACUAAGCAAUACUCCACCAAAUGAAUUGUUAUUGUCUUUUAUUCGAGGGCCACGUUUAAAGACUUAUCAAAGAAAAAUCAAAUCUGAUCCGCAGCCUAAUUGUGAAAACCAACGAGACCCUACUCCGUCCACUAGUCAGUUACCAGAAUCUGAACCUGCAUCACCAGCUGCGUUUGAAACCGUAUUUAUUAAAGAGGAGCUAGAAAAGGCAAAAAUAACUGAACCAAAAGAGUUCGAUGAAGACCCUCUGGCAAAGUUAACUGUGAUAGAAGAACUCGAGCAAAAAAUCUUCAAGACAAUUGAGGAUUUAUCAAAAAAGCCUUCCACCAAAAGGUUUUUUGAUCCUUCCGAUAAAAGGCCUUUCACAAACAUAAGAACGUAUACCAGGAAGAAAUCUGCACCAGUUAAAAAUACAUCUGAUAAUAAUGGGACCAAACAGUAUUCAAAGUCCAGCUCAACAUUGUCAACUGUAAAAGUAGAGCCACCCACUAAAAAAAGCAAAAACUGA
Messenger RNA from Ceutorhynchus assimilis (cabbage seed weevil), 2727 nucleotides. Lineage: Eukaryota; Metazoa; Arthropoda; Insecta; Coleoptera; Curculionidae. The record is from the annotation of a GenBank genome assembly.